This is a messenger RNA of Rhodofomes roseus, 1632 nucleotides long. RefSeq names its product GMC oxidoreductase-domain-containing protein. Bases 241 to 1548 code for a protein of 435 amino acids. The transcript is spliced from 21 exons. Gene Ontology annotation, molecular function: flavin adenine dinucleotide binding; oxidoreductase activity, acting on CH-OH group of donors. Lineage: Eukaryota; Fungi; Basidiomycota; Agaricomycetes; Polyporales; Fomitopsidaceae. The record is from RefSeq and is a predicted model, not a curated record.
CGGCAAGGGAGAGACUGCCAGGGGCUUAUCUCUUCCGUAACGGCGCUGUUGUUCAAGUUUCAUCACCACGAGGAUUUCAAACUGGUGGACAGCAUUCAAGCACCUGGACCCAUGUCCGGAAGGAACCCUGAUCAGCCUGAGUUGUUAUAAAAGCAUACUCAAGUCGUCCAAGGCCGACGAAGUCUUUCAUCACACCUUAACUGCUCCGCACGUCAAUUCACCAUUGCGGCGCCGAAAGAUAUGCUCGCUCAAAUCGCCGAUAUUUCUGGAAAGGAGUUCGACUAUAUCAUUGUCGGCGGUGGGACGGCCGGACUUGUUGUCGCUGCUCGCCUUACUGAAGAUCCGUCUGUCCGUGUACUGGUGCUUGAGGCCGGCGAAGCUAACCUCGAUGACCCGAUGAAUCUACUCCCAAUGCAAGCCGUGAGGCAAUUCAACAAGUCGAAGUAUGAUUGGGCAUAUAAGACUGUCAAGCAAUCUCACUCGAACAACCGUGAAUACGUUUGGGCUCGUGGAAAAGGACUCGGUGGUAGUUCAGCAGUCAACUUUAUGUUUUGGAACAAGCCUGCGCGCGAAUAUCUCGAUAUGUUCCAAGAACUCGGGAUCGAGGGAUGGAACUGGGAUCUGUUCCACGAAUACGUCAAGAAGGCUGAGAAGUUCACACCGCCAAACCACGACUCGGACUUGCUGACGUACAACGCGGUAUCCAUGGGCUCGUCAGGCCCCGUUGACGUGUCGUUUUCUCCAGCCAGGACUUACCUGGAGGAACUGCUCAUAGAUUCAAUCACGCAGCACGGGAUUCCUCGUAUCGCUGACACUUCAUCUGGGAUGACAAACGGAACCUCUAUAACCCCUUCAAGUAUCAGUCCGACGACUUUCUAUCGAUCAUACUCGGCGAACUCUUACUAUCAACCCAACGCUCAUCGUCAGAACUUGAUUGUUCUCGUGACCGCUCACGUCACUGGCAUUGUGAGCCGUCGCGGUGAUGACGGAGCCAUCACAGCUACCGGUGUCACUUUUGUGCACGAAGGCAAUGUACACAAGGCGAAGACGUCAAAGGAGGUGCUCCUUGCGGCUGGGGCUGUGAUAUCUCCCCAGAUCCUCGAAUUGUCUGGCAUCGGGAAGCGGGACGUCCUGGAGAGAGCAGGUGUCGAGGUCAAGAUUGAUCUGCCUGGUGUAGGGGAAAAUAUCCAGGAACACCUCUUUUCUGGUCUCGUAUGCCAGGUCAAGGAGCAUCACGUCAAUGGCCACGAAGUCGAAACGUGCGACCCGCUCUUCUUUCCUGACCUGGCUCCAGAGCAUUACAGGAUCCGUCCGGAAGGGAAAGGAGCCUUGAACAUACGCACACUCAGCCUCACGUUCGUCCCGUUGCAGUCCAUAUGUCCGGAUGCGGAAGAGAUACAGAGCACGCUCUUGAAACACAUAAUGACUGGAAUCCAAGAAAACAAGAGCAAGUCCCGAACAUGGAGAUCAUGCUGGUGCCAUCGCCCAUCGUUCCAGUUGCUACCUUGCAUCCUGAGAGGAAACAUGUCUCGCUCUGCUUUGGACUGAACAACCCUUUCUCGCGUGGGUCAAUUCAUAUUGCAUCGACGGAUCCCAUGGAGCACCCGACGAUCGAUCCUCACGUCUAUGAGG